This is a messenger RNA of Oreochromis aureus, 4835 nucleotides long. RefSeq names its product cytochrome P450 2K1-like. The record is from RefSeq and is a predicted model, not a curated record. Gene Ontology annotation, biological process: xenobiotic metabolic process. NCBI's taxonomy places the organism in Eukaryota, Metazoa, Chordata, Actinopteri, Cichliformes, Cichlidae. The coding region runs from base 1845 to 3362 and encodes 505 amino acids. The transcript is spliced from 9 exons. Gene Ontology annotation, molecular function: oxidoreductase activity, acting on paired donors, with incorporation or reduction of molecular oxygen, reduced flavin or flavoprotein as one donor, and incorporation of one atom of oxygen; heme binding; iron ion binding. Gene Ontology annotation, cellular component: cytoplasm; intracellular membrane-bounded organelle.
GUUUCAGACCAUAUAGCUUUUCCUGCAUUGUACUCUUAUAUAUUUAUACUUUAAAGCUGCUUAGCCAGCUUUUUUAGUGCAACAACCAAAGUUGUGGAGGAAACUGAGCUCUAUAAUGAACACUCACAGUCCAAGCCAUUAAGGUUCAGAUUUAGGGCCGACCAGACUUUUGUUUGAAUUUGUUUUGUUUUGUUUUAGUUUUUAGACAAUAAUUUAUUAAAGGCUUUAUUUUUUCCAUUGCUGCAACCUUUUAAUUUCUUUUUUUAAAUUUACCUAUGUUGUGUCUAUGUUUAGUAGUUAAUACUCAGGUAACAUCCUUAACCACAAUAAUCUACAGUCUGUUAACCUUUUAUUUUUGGCCAUUUUUGGUUUUCGAGGUGGAGGAUUCAUGCAGAGAAUAUCUGCUUAAUUAAGAAAAAAAGUGGUUCAUCAGCUCUUUGUAUGUAGGAGAACAUUUACAGUUAUUUAUCUAAACAUCCAGUUUGAAGACUCAGUGAAGAAUUAGAGAACAGAGUCAAGGCUUUGGCUCUUCCUUUGGGCUUUGGGCUUACUUGUUGUUCCUACAGUAUUUAAAAGUAGGAUGGGAGGCAGAGCCUUCAGCUUUCAGGCUCCUUUUCUGUAGAACCAGCAUCCAGUUUGAAUUCAGGAGGCAGACACCCUCUCUGCUUUUAAGAUUGGGCUUAAAGCUUUCACGAUUGAUAAAGCAUAUCGUUAGGACUGGUGACCCUGAAUCCUCCCUUAUUUAUGCUGCAAUAGGUCGAGGCUUCUUGGGGAGUCCCAUGAUGCACUGUGAUUUUACACCUCUCUGCAUUUAAUUAUUAGUUAUUAUUAAUCUCUGGUUCAGUUCCACAGUGUGUCUUUGUCCUUUCUUCCUCCCCUCACCCCCAACUGGUAGUGGCAGCCUAGUGCUGCUGGAGUGUUCUUCCUGUUAAAAGCGGGUUUUUCCUUCCCACUGUUGCCAAAGCACUUGCUCAUAGGGAGUCAUAUGAUUGUUGUAAUAUCAAGAAAUUGAACUGAAUUAAAUUGAAGAUUCAUAACAACAUUUAUCACAGCCACAUCAGGCACACUGUAAGCUGUGCUCUUCCAUGUUAAAAUCAUCAUUCAUUUUGCAUUAAAUUACAUGCUGCAAACUUUAGAAAACUGUGUUUGUAUGACUCAUUUAAAUACUUCUCUCCCAAAACUCCAACCAGAAGAACUAUAACUCCUUCCCAUUUUAACCCAAACACACCCACAAAGAAAAUAAGUUUCUUUUUCUCUACUAAGGUGAAAUGGUGACAGUGAGGUUAAAAUAAGUAAGGCGACGUGAAGAAAUUGUGAUCCCGUGUUUGGGAGCACAAAGAAGAAGGGGAAGCACCAAAUCUGGAUGACUUUGGAGAAGAUUAGUCAUUCCUUCUAAAAGUUGCAGGGGAUACAUAUUCUUUCAGACUUUGUGUCUCAGUAUGCCUUAAAAUGGGCCCCUUUCUGUAAGGCAAGUUUUUUGUUUAGCACGUUUAGCAUUUGGCUUGGAACAUGAAUCUUUGUUCUAUUAGGAUCUCUUUUUCUUUGUGAUAGUUUCCACUGUAGCUUGUGGAAGUCUGUAAAGUCUGCAGUAAGUGUGCAUAUGUUUAUUGACAUCAAUCAGAGUGUCUGAUAGUGUUCCUGGCCUUUUUAUCAGCCACUGGAGGAGAGUCCGAUUUUAGUAAACUGUCUUCAAUGCAGUGUUGACUUUUUGCAAAGCCAGUCAAAAUCCAGGAGAUUAUAAAGAUGUAUGUGACACCCCCCCCCCCACACAAUGCACUCUGGCACAAAGCAAAGUGUGUUACCUGCAGCGACAGCACAGAGGAGAACCAUCAACAUCAGAGCAAAUGGAACAUUUUGGGGAUUUUAUCGUUUUCAUUUUGUUCAGUCCCACCACAAUGCUGGGAGCCGUUGUUCUCCUGCUUGUACUUUAUCUUGUUUCUAUCAUUUUCAUCUCUAAGGAAAAAAGAAAUGAACCCCCAGGACCGAGACCUCUGCCCCUGCUUGGUAACCUGUUGCAAAUAGAUCUCAAGAGACCCCACAAAACUCUGUGUGAGCUUUCAAAGAAAUAUGGCUCUGUAUUUACUCUUUACUUUGGAAUCAACAAAGUUGUGGUCCUGGCUGGAUAUGAGACAGUCAGAGAGGCACUGGUCAACUAUGCAGAGGAGUUUGGAGAGCGCAACAUCUCCCCGAUACUUAAUGAUAUAAACCAAGGUCAUGGGAUUCUGUUUGCAAAUGGAGAAUCAUGGAAAGAGCUGAGAUAUUUUGCCCUCACCACCCUCAAAGACUUUGAGUUCGGCAAAAGACUUUCUCAUAAAAUCUUGGCGGAGUGUAGCUAUCUCAUUCAAGCGAUCGAAGAGCAUAAAGGAGAACCAUUUGAUACAGCACUUCCAAUAAAUUAUGCAACAGCCAAUAUUAUCUUCUCCGUUGUGUACGGAUGCAGAUUUGACUACAAUGACCCGAUAUUCACAAAAAUGGUGAAGCGAGCCACUCAUGCCACAUGUGUCACAGGUUCUGCAUCAGUCCAGCUUUAUAACAUGUUUCCUCGGCUGUUCAGAUGGAUUAAAAAUCGUCAGGUGGUGUUAAAAUAUGUUGAGACGACCAUCAGAGAUGCAAAGUAUUUAAUUACGUACCUGAAAGAGACACUGGACCCUGACACGUGCCAAGGGUUUGUGGACUGUUUUUUGAUUUGGAAGCAGAAAGAGGAAGAAUUUGGUAUUGACGACUCUCACUACAGUGAGGAGAACUUGAUAUUCACAGUGAUUGACCUGUUUGUCGCUGGUACUGACACCACGGCAGCCACACUGAGAUGGGGUUUGCUGUUAAUGGCUAAAUAUCCACAUGUACAGGAGCAGGUCCAUGAGGAGCUGAGACAUGUAGUAGGAAGCCGACAAGUCAGUGUUGAUGAUCGGAAAAACCUGCCCUACACUGAUGCAGUCAUUCACGAGAUCCAGAGACUGGCUAAUAUUCUACCUGCAUGCCUUCCUCACCAAACUAGCCGAGAUGUCACCUUCCAGGGAUACUUUAUCAAAAAGGGAACUGUUGUAUUUCCCCUUCUUACUUCUGUCCUGUAUGAUGAGAGUGAAUGGGAGAGCCCACACACUUUUAACCCUUCUCAUUUCCUGGAUAAGGAAGGUAAAUUUGUCAAGAGAGAUGCCUUCAUGCCCUUUUCUGCAGGUCACAGGGUGUGUCUCGGAGAAGGUCUGGCUAAGAUGGAGCUCUUCCUCUUCUUCACCUCCCUCAUUCAGCGCUUUUGCUUCACUCCUCCACUCGGAAUUACAGAGGAUGAACUGGAUCUCACACCAGCUGUGGGAUUCACCACCCCUCCUUCAUCUCAUAUGCUGUGUGCUGUCAGUCGCCAUUGAGCGAGAGCUUAAGCAGGGCUUCUUUAAAGUGAAUGCCUGCGGCAAGCAGAAGUAUCAUUUUUCAGCCACCAGCAGAUGUCACAAUCCUCAACACCUGGAUUGUUGAGCAAAAGCAGAUGUUGUGAGAUAAAAGGAGAAAAAUGUAUUUCAGUCCUUCACAUUAAGGCAAAUAAAACUGUAUUAACAGGAACGAGUGGUGUUCUUUAGAGAUGGGAAAAACUGGUCUAAUUUUUUGCUUGAAUUUGCUGUUUUUACCAAGUAAUUCACACAGUUUACCAUAUAUUUCUGCUUUCUGGCACUUUGCUUGUUUUUUUCCACAAUGAUUUUGAUGCUGUUUAAUCUUACUAUAUGCUGCACAUUGUGAAAAUUAAGUCUUUAAUUUAGGUAAAUACAAAAAAUAGGUGUUUUAGGUGGGAGAUAUGCAGUGGGAUGACUGGACAAAAUGUUGUUUUCACACAUCUGAAUUUGUGAUUUUCACCAAGACAUGAACAUAAUACACUCCUUCUGACUGUUUUUGCAAAAAUGAUUUUUGCUCUGUAAGAUGUUAAAGAUUUAUUCUUUAUAUUUCACCUAAUGGCUAAAAUUUUGUACCAUAUUAUAUAGACCUGAACCUGCAACUUCAAAUAUCUAUUAAAUCAGAAAGAAAAAUAAAAUAAUGUUACAUAGCCUUUGAUUUUGGUCCCUUUCCCCCUUCUUUUUCUUUAUGUUCCUUAAGAAAUACCUACAAAUAUAUAAAAUGCCACACCAUGUUACAGAAAGACAAAGCAUCUCAUAAUAUGAGAACAUUUGAAAUCAAUUCAAUUCUUUUUACUGUGAAUUCAAAAGUUGUAAUAUUUAAACCUGAUCAGAUCUGGUUUAACAUAGGUUGGCAUGUCCGUUUAGCUGAUUCUUUUGCACAUGUAAACAACAAUUUUCAGACUGAUGUAGUAUUUUGGUCUGGAAAAGAAGAAACUUAACUUUCCUCAUCUGUCUGUAAUGAGCACAGUGGCUGGCUAGCUCUCUUUCCUUAUGAAACCAGCCAAGAUUUGAGCUUCCAGGGAAACUUUAUCGAACAGGUUAACUGCUGCACUUUCACUACUUGACAGUAAAAUCUCUUAAAUCGAGCACACCUAUAGUACAAGCAACCAAGACAAGCUGAAACGGCUGUACACAUCCAACCAGCGAUCUCAUAUUAUUUUAGUUGCUCUGUUAGCUGAAACUCAAUAUUAUGCUGCUUGAUUGUGACAAAGGCCUGUUGCUUUAAUCAUAGCUUUAAAAAUUUCAGCAAAUGUCCCACUGAAAACAGGAUUACCAUUAAUUCAUGCUGUACUAUAUAUGUUGUACCAUACAUAUUGUACUAUAUUUUCUAUUUCCAUGGACUGUUACGGAAUAAUUUUAUAUUGUUCUGGGUUUAAUAUUUAUAAAAAAGAGGUAUAUCAUGUGUAAAUACAUUUGGACAAAGCAUCUCUUCUAAUGGCCUUUUAUUUUGGUCAC